AUGAUUCAUCACACAAUGGAUGACGAUCCCAAUUCAUCCUAUCUUCGACGACCCGGACCUUUUGCUUCGACACCGCCAUCUGGAUCUCAUCCGAAUCGCCCUUCUUCUCGCACAUCACGACCUAAUUCUCGCGCUCGGAUGGUAAAACCGCCAGGUGCCAUUACGCCUACUGGCCUCGGCGUGCUUACAGAGAAUGUGACAAACUUGUCUCCAGACGGUCACGGAGCCACUAGCCCUAUAAAAGAGGGGUUAGGUAGUUUAAAUCGCUGGUCCCAAUCUACCGCAUCCAGUAAAAGCCCCUCGGAGUACACCGGUCAUCAUCGUCGAGGGAGUUCGAAGAUGUCCAUGUCAGGCUACCGUGGACGGGGCCACAGUCCCCAACGUGCGCCGGGGCCAAAUGGAGUGCCGAUGCUUGAUUUGCCAGAACUGGACAAGUCUGCCAUGUUCAACAGUGGCCCAACAUCACAACAACUUGAUCUUUCAUUUACGGCCUCAACCCAGGUCUUCCAACCCUCUACACAUAAUCUCGAAACAGAUAUGGACCAUUCAUUUGCGCGGACCAGUGGGGGGUCCGUUUCUCUGAAUGACGGGGAAACCGACCCGGCAAUCAUACAGCAUGGACAAACCCAAAAGGCGAUGCUGUCAAAAGCACUUCAAAAGGCGAACACGGCAGUUCUUCUUGACAAUGCUGCCAAUUUCGAGGGUGCUAUGGAAGCUUACUCGGACGCUUGCAAUCUAUUGCAGCUUGUCAUGCUUCGCAGCAACGGCGGAGACGAAGAAAAACACAAACUCCAGGAAAUUCGGGAUACCUACAUGCUGCGGGUAACGGAGCUGCACCGUAUGGACUUUCCUCUCGGGGAGAGCGACAACAAGGCUCUUCCAGAUCGGCCUCUCAGCCAAGAGUCUUACGGAGAAUAUCUUCAUUCGGCAAAUGAUAGGGUCCAACUUGACAGCCAGCAGAACUCGCCUCAUCCAAGCUUUGGUUUCCAUCAAAUCCCGCUAGAAGAGACAAACGGGUUCUCUUUGGAAGCGGUCCCCCCUCGACGCCAAUCCUUGAAGCCAUCUGCUUUAGAAGAUCAACCACGAUCUAUAACUUUGCCGGGUAGCCAGGAGGAUUCCAACGAAUCCACUUCGUGGCUGGACACCAUUGACGAAUCCGGUGCUUCAUCGCCGUCGUCGGCGAACUCGAAGGCGUCGUCUGUCUAUCUUCGGCGCCGAACUAGCCGUCGUCUCAGCAAUGAUACCGAGGCUGAAUUCGAUGCGGCCCUGGAUGCGGCGGUUGAAGCUGCAUAUGACGAAGGUCUGGAGCCGGUGCUGGAGUACAAGGAAGAGGAAAGCGAUGAUAUUGUCUCAAAUGCUCGCAGAAAUAUCGAAUUAGCGAAGCAAAGGGUGCGCGAGGCAGAACAAGAGGCAGAGGCAAUGAACCGGGACCGUGAAAUGCGUCGGCUCCAAGAACAGACAAGUCUGGAGAAUGACCAUACUGCCCGUACGUCGACAUAUCUGGACGAUGAAGCAGAGGAAGAGGAGCGUCUAUUGGAGGAGAUGACUAAGGGAUACGUGAUGGAUGACUUUGAAUUCGGCAUUCAGUCCAAGUCGGCACUUCCCCGAGAAUCCGAUUCUAGCAAUAUGUCUGGGAGAACCUGGGAAAGCUCUGCAACGUCUAAUGCUGCGAGCACUGGGGGCGCACUGUCUACGCUUGCAGAAGAUGAUGUCUUGCCAUCAGACGACCGAAGGCCCGAACCAUAUACCAUGCCCUCUUCUCCCCCAUCCUCAGCUUUACCGCCCUUACCAGCAUCAUCUGACUUUCCGGCUCCUUCAAAGCAGCGAGCUUCGGGAUCGACCCGGGCUGAUUCUGUUGGCUCACUCGCCUCUUCCACAGGCCCAGGGGUGCGAGCCCGGCGCCUAUCCAGCCAGACCCGGGAGCUCAAGAUUGAGACGAACGCACGCUCCUCUCGCGCCAAUUCCAAUGCAUCAUCAGCCUUGGAAAACUCCGCAGCCCCAUUAGCCAACCGUCCGCCGCCGUUGCCGAAAGAUGAUCCAUCUGGUCCCGGCGGGCGCUCCACUUUGCAUCCAACACAGCGCAAUCCCUCACUGAGCUCUUUCACGGAUAUUCCCAAUCUCUCCAAAGCACGAACCCAUGAAGAUGAUGAAAACGAAUUGCCACCCCUGCCACUGUCAGCGCGCCCCAUGGGCAAAGUACCCUCAGCUCCAGAUGGAUUGAAUAGACUUCACUCUAAUACAAAGCCCUUCCGAGCCCGGAACGCCUCUGUUCCGCUCCAGAUACCCGACAUGUGCCCAGAAUCCCCAAGUACCCCAUGGAGCGGGGCAUUCCCUGACACCCAAAGAGGUGCGACUAGCGGUGUUCCAGUUCCACCCACCCCGACCCUGUCCAGCUCCACUUUGAGUCAGAAUGGGCUGCCAAGUGGCGGGCCAAAUCUGUUUGGUAGCAACAUCCACUCUUCAACAUCGCUAGGUCGUCCAAAUUCGUUGAUAGCCAACGCACCGGUUCCUCUGGAGCCCUGUCCGGAAUCUUUCCUUCUCCGCCCAUUCUGGCUGAUGAGAUGUCUUUACCAGACCCUGGCGCACCCGCAUGGUGGCUAUUUGUCAGAAAAGCUCUUCAUCCCUCGAGAUGUCUGGCGCGUGAAAAAUGUGAAAUUGAAGGGGCUCGAGGAGAAAAUCUCCAACUGCGAUCUCCUGACCGCUGCUUUGCUCAAGUUGGCCCAGGUCGAUACGUACGAUGCAGAUGCGGUCUUAGAAGAGAUGCAGUCAUUCGAAGCUGUCCUUGACCAGGUUCAGGGGCUGCUGUCUAAGAAAUUGGGCAGUGAUGUUGGUGUCCAAGCAUCAAUGCCGUUGUUCAAGCCAGCUUCCACGCCGGAUGAACCUGCUCAACCCGAGGUUGCACCAAAUAAAUCAUAUCUGACCUGGAAACGACUACGGGCCAAAACUUCCGGACUCGGGACCAGCAGCCCUGUCCACAGCGCCCGAGAAAGUAAUAAAGACAACCUGAUCCUCAACUCUGUUCCGAUGACGUCUGGGCAUGGAACGCCUGCGAAGCGGAAUGUCACUCAGCUUGAAUUCUCUGGGCCCCACGCAAACUACAUGGGGGCAUUGGCGCGGCUUUUUGACGCUGCACAGGUGCUAGAGCAAAUCGCCCAGCAAGUUGAGGACCCUGGUCUCAAACAUUCAUCUAAGACCCAUGUUGGUCUGGAACUCAGCACCCGACAUGCUGCUGAGUUCUUUGGCUUCUACAUCUGCCGAUUCGCCCUAGCCGAUGUGGGCUUGAUGCUCGACAAGUUCAUCAAGCGAGGUAGCGAGUGGGUGUUGGUGUAG
Molecule: messenger RNA, 3330 nt
Organism: Penicillium bovifimosum
Lineage: Eukaryota; Fungi; Ascomycota; Eurotiomycetes; Eurotiales; Aspergillaceae
Exons: 2
Coding region: 1-3330 (1109 amino acids)
Source: RefSeq, a predicted model, not a curated record